AUGGGACUUUUUAAAGAGAAAGUUAAGUCCACUGCGGACUCAUUUUAACCGAGUCAAGCUGUUGUUGUGUCGUGUAACCCGCUUGGUACACAUUAUGUCGGACUCCGUCAAAAACGUCGCGAUAUUUGGAGCCACGGGAAUGACCGGACUGGCGACUCUACCACAGGCAGUGACUGCAGGAUACAACGUGACGGUGCUGGUGCGGGACCCCGCCAAGCUGCCCGCCGACCACAAGGCCGCCAGAGUGGUGGUGGGAGAUGUGCUCAACAAAGAGGACGUGAAGAAGACCAUGGAGGGCCAGGAUGCUGCUGUCAUCAUCCUGGGCACCAGGAACAACCUGAGCCCGACCACCGUGAUGUCCGAAGGCACCAGGAACAUCAUUGAAGCCAUGAAGGCUCGUGGGAUCUGCAAAGUGGUCGGCUGCAUGUCGUCCUUUCUGCUGUGGGAUCGCUCCAAAGUCCCGCCCCGUCUGGUCCCCGUGACAGAGGACCACGACAGGAUGUACGCAAUGCUGAAGUCAUCGGGGCUGGACUACGUGGCCGUCAUGCCUCCUCACAUUGCUGACGACCUCCCUCUGACUGAGAGCUACAUGACGGCGGAGAACAUGCUGAAAGGGAGAGCCAUCUCUAAACACGACCUGGGACAUUUCUUCGUAAAGUGUCUGUCCACCUCAGAGUGGGACAGCAAGACGGUCGGAGUGUGGGGAGCCUAUUAAUAAUCCUGCUGCACCGUAUAGACAGGGAAGGGGCUUUAGAGCUCUUCCCUGAGAGUAAUAUGUGUGCAGAUUCAAAUUACCAGCGUGUUGUGAUAAACCAAAAAUGCUUCCCUGUGUCCCUGUAUUUUUAUACUCAUUUUAUCAUUUGCCACACCGAGUAUACAUUGCUACUUUGACUGAAGCCAUUUACAUUGCUUCACCGCUUUUUCUUGUCUUUUCAUAUUCCUAUCAUGGAACAUUUGAUCAUGUGAUGCCUCCUGUCGCUGCUCUGAUGUACUGCGGGCCCCGUUUUUCAUUUUUGUUUUAAUAGCUGUUGAAAAUAAAAGUUUUUAUUGUGCAAAACGUUGUG
Anoplopoma fimbria (sablefish) is the source of this 1064-nucleotide messenger RNA. It is a transcript of the gene blvrb, whose product is annotated as biliverdin reductase B. Lineage: Eukaryota; Metazoa; Chordata; Actinopteri; Perciformes; Anoplopomatidae. The coding region runs from base 95 to 715 and encodes 206 amino acids. The record is from RefSeq and is a predicted model, not a curated record. The transcript has 5 exons.